Botrytis byssoidea is the source of this 1309-nucleotide messenger RNA. RefSeq lists its product as uncharacterized. The coding region runs from base 1 to 384 and encodes 127 amino acids. The record is from RefSeq and is a predicted model, not a curated record. The transcript has 2 exons. Lineage: Eukaryota; Fungi; Ascomycota; Leotiomycetes; Helotiales; Sclerotiniaceae.
AUGUCACCUACACAGAAGGAUUAUAUAUACGCCUAUCGAGGUCUCUACCGAGCUCUACUACAUGCUGUACAAUAUGCAAAGCCAGCACGAUACAUGGGAAGAAACAUGCUGAGGGACGAGUUUCGCAAGGGAAAUCCGAAAACUUUUGAUCAAGGACGAAUCGACAAUACUAUAAACUUUUUGAACCUUGCGGCGAAAGAAACUGGUCUUGAGCACAAAUUGGUCAAGAACCUAUUAAGGGUAAAGUACGAGCGUGGGAUUCAAUGGAAAGCGCAACUCAGGGAAAGACAUCCUAUGCAGAUACAUCUGAGGAAAAACAGCAUGACACAUUACGACAAAACCAUUGAGAUGCUUAACGAAAGUAUGGGACUAUGUCUACGUUAAGGGCAUCACAAGUAGCAGAGAGAAAAGCAAUUUAUCGACUUCAUGACUUCACGCUUAUCAUCAUCCUAAAGCAGUUUCUAGAACGUAUCCCUUUGCGGAAUACAGUACAUUUAGCCAAAGUCUAAAUCCCAAUGCCGCUCAACAAGCAGAGGCUGGUGGAUGGUUGCCAUAUAUCUUGACAAUCGAUAGCCAAGAGCUAUAAAUGAUAUUGGGGGUGUCGACAGUAUAAUCAGCGCAUGGCUCAGUUGAUUAGAUGGUAGACGAACGGUCAUACCAUGAUUGCCUGAUGUUACCGCUGGUUGGGGAUUGUACUUGGAGACGAAGUCCGCAAGCUAGGUUUAAGGAUUGUUGGCAAGAGCUUACUUACAGCCUCACAGACUUAUCUUACAGAGUAUGGCAAUAAUGUAUAACGAAUGAUAUUGAUGAGAUCAUUUCAGAUGACUAUCAUGAAUAGCCUGAUGGUAUCCGAGGUUAAGUUCUCGAUGCCGCCCUAUUUCAGCCGAUAGCUACCGAAGUGCUGCGUUCAACAAUAACUAUGACUCUAAUAAUAUAAUAAGUACUACCUAGCUAUACAAGUGCUUCUCCAUUCUCUUCUUCAUUUGGAGAGUGGCUGGUGUAUGUCCCCUGUCGUCAACGUCUCUGCACGCCCAUGAACGCCCAGGUGGUGGAUGUCGUCUCUUGUGUUUCCUUCCCCUUAUCGAAAGGUAAUGGUAUCACUGCGGGGCUUAUCCAAAUCCAAUGAUUACAAUCUAAACAAACUGCCCUUGCUGCAAUGCAUCAUUACAGUUUACAUUCUUGUUACCUUUUCCUUUGAGUUAAAUGUAAAUGAUACGUCAAGUCAAGUGGGGGUUGAUUCUUUGUUCGAAAGCAAACGACCAUCGUGAUAGAUUUCCUUUUUUGAUAUAGUUAGUCACCUAGGUAGUAU